Lytechinus pictus (painted urchin) is the source of this 1963-nucleotide messenger RNA. RefSeq names its product antigen LPMC-61-like. Bases 755 to 1615 code for a protein of 286 amino acids. The transcript has 3 exons. NCBI's taxonomy places the organism in Eukaryota, Metazoa, Echinodermata, Echinoidea, Temnopleuroida, Toxopneustidae. The record is from RefSeq and is a predicted model, not a curated record.
AUCAAUGGCGGCUGAACCUAAAUGAAGUUAUUGAUCAAACAGGCGAGUUCUGAGAUACUCCGUCAAAACAAAGUCAAUCAAUGACUUCUUUAAAAAUCUGAACUGACAAGAUGACUCAGUUUGGAGCAUGGCCCAACAACUCAACAGGGACCUCCAAAGACGGAUCCGUUACAACCGACCACUGUUGGGUUGGCAAACCCUUUUUUACUCCUAUAAUUUACUUCUAACGUCACAGGGUGGGGCCUUCGCCUGAAAGGAUGACGGGUAUUAUUUUUUUUCUCACCAGCUGACUAGUAGAACAAACAAGGAUGACUUUUGACAUUAAGAUAAGCCAAGUUCGCAACCACUUUGUAAUAAUCCAAUAUGUCUGGAAGUCCUAACAUGGGAUGGAUGAGAAGGGCGAGUGUGGAAAUGAAUCCCCAUUGUCCGCCAAAACAAUGCUUCCUGUCACGUUGAAGCCUCCGAGAUUUGUGAUUGGUCAAAUGUUCGGGUGACGUCACUCCCCCCGCUGCGGAUUCGACACCAUGGUCUUGAAAUGACCUUCGUGAUGUAAAUAUUAGCUUGGCAAAAGAUGCAAUAGAGGUAUAUUUGCAUCACAAAUAUUCCUUGUAGCUCAGCGGAGAUUGGAUGCCGAUUAGUAAAUCUGGAAGCUUGAGAAAACGAUCUUCAUUAUUUUAUCAGCUGUCGUCAACAGCAGGUCAAACUUUGAAGGAUAAAAAUCAAGUUUUUACUUCUUGAUCCAGCCACCAACAAGAUGAAACUGUCCCUUGUCUGGUGUUUGAUGGCGGUCCUAGUGGCUGUUGUAGCAGGGCAAAAUGGUCAGAGACAGUAUCAACCUUACUGGCAGCAAUACUAUCAGCAGUAUCCACGGCAACAGCAACAUCCACCAAACUACGAUCCCAGGUAUAACCAGCAACCAUGGUAUCCAAACACACAAGGAACAUGGGCAAUGGACCCAGAGGAACAACGCGAGCAACAAGAGAAUAUGAUGGAAAACCAACGAGAGCGACAAGAGAAUAUGAUGGAAAAUCGACGGGAGAUGCAGGAAAACAUGAUGGAGCGACAGGAAAAUGCCUAUGAGAACGGCCAGCGGUGGCCUCAGGGACCCAGGCAACAACAACCUUGGGGACAACAACCAAGACAGCAACAACCUUGGCAGCAACAGCCAUGGCAGCGACAACAAUGGCAACAAGGGCAGGGGCAGCGGCAGCCAUAUUAUAACCAACAGCGAGAAGGCUGGGGCCAGCCGUACAACCAGCAGCCAUGGGGACAACCCUAUAGAGCCCAACCCCAGAGACAGCCAGCUUGGUGGAACCAACAUGUAUGGCCUCAACAGGGUUACCUGCCCCAAAGACAGACUGGGUUGGCUCCUAACGACCCAGAGGCACAAGAAAACAUGAUGGAAGAACAGCAGGAAAUGCAGGAAAACGCCAUGGAAGCACAAGAAGAGCAGCAGGAAAACGCCAUGGAAUUGGCAGAAGAAAGACAAGAGCAAGCGCGCGAACUCCAGGAGAACGCGCGGGAAAAUGGAGCUCCAGUGAACUGGAACCGCAAUCGCCGCGGGCGGCAACCAAUCUCCCAGCAACGUCGACCAGCUCAGCGAUUCAAUCCAUGAGAUUAAUAGAGGAGAUAAAUCAAAUUCUGAAAUAAUGUAGAAAUUAUACCCCUUUCUGUUUUUGUUUUGUCUUAUUUUUCUCUUCUUUCCUUUUCGUAUAUCCCUGAAAAUGUGUAUUUUAUUCAAGAAGGAAACUACAAGUGAAUCUAAAAAUCGUAAAACACAGUUUGGGGUAUAGCUGAAGUGUGAUUGAUACACUAAUUAUCAUCCCGUGAAAUUCAUUUGUCAAAAAUCCCUUUCUGAAUUUACCAAAAAUCCAAAUAUGAUUAUCAACUGAAUAUUUCCGAGAUGGGGGUGACAUAUAUUUUCUCUGAUAUUUUCAAUAAAAACACCAACUGAAAAAUUAGU